AUGGAGUGGGAUCCAACGCAAUUCUUCCGCGCCGACGACCCUCCAACGCUGUUCGCGCUGGUCGUCCUAAACCAACCAAUAAAUGAGAAUGCGUUUGCGGUACUAAAGGAACACGACGGCGGCGCAAAUCGCUACUAUGAUCUGAUGAAAAGGCAAGGCCGGGAGGCUUUGGAUCUGCCGUCUCUCAUCAUCGGCGACCUGGACUCCAUCAUGUCAGAUGUGAGAAGCCAUUACACGGGCCUAGGCGUGCCCGUCAUCCAAGACAGAGAUCAGUACUCGACUGACUUCACAAAAUGUCUGAAUUAUUUGCGCUCGCAUGCACAUGAGAUUGUUCCUCGGGAGUCUGGGACACAGCAACAACCUCUGAAUACCCUCAUCCUAGGCGGUCUAGGGGGGCGAGUAGAUCAAGCAUUUUCGCAAAUCCAUCAUCUGUAUACGAUGACGCAGGAGAUGCAACAGCAACAAGGGGCUGCACAAGAACAAGCAGAAGAAGAGAAGAAACCAAAAGAAGAAGGCAAUCUAUACCUCAUCUCCGAAGAAAGUAUCACAUUCAUCUUACGGCCAGGAAAAAAUGUGAUUCACACGCCGGGGACGAAUCGUCCUUUACCUUCUCCUUCUACCUCUACCUCAACCCCCACGCCUACAAGCGAAGAAGAUCACCACUUCCUAGAAGAAAACGUCGGCAUAAUUCCCCUCUCCGGGCCCGCGCGGAUCACCACCUCCGGACUUGAAUGGGACGUGACGGACUGGGCGACCUCGAUCGGGGGACAGUUGAGCACGAGCAAUCAUAUCCGGGCGGACAUGGUGGAGGUGGAGAGUCGAGUGCCGGUGUUGUUUACGGUGGAAUUGGCGAAGAGGUUUAAGAGGACGAGGUGA
Messenger RNA from Aspergillus affinis, 876 nucleotides. Its product is annotated as thiamine diphosphokinase. Gene Ontology annotation, biological process: thiamine diphosphate biosynthetic process; thiamine metabolic process. Lineage: Eukaryota; Fungi; Ascomycota; Eurotiomycetes; Eurotiales; Aspergillaceae. Bases 1 to 876 code for a protein of 291 amino acids. The transcript is spliced from 3 exons. Gene Ontology annotation, molecular function: ATP binding; thiamine binding; thiamine diphosphokinase activity. The record is from RefSeq and is a predicted model, not a curated record.